CAAGGAGGUCUGUGGUGGAGGUGUGCAGCGCUCCGCCGCCUCCUCCCUCACGCCUGCCACACCACACACUCAGUAACUCCUAACAUACACAGUGUGCAAGUGCUGCCCUUGUAUAAUGUGUACAAUGUGUGACAGGGUGCUGGACACGUGGGAGUGGCAGACGGAGGUGGAGGACGCCCAGUACGACGUGGUCACCUGCCUCAACCUCCUGGACCGCUGCGACACCCCCAGGACGCUACUCCAGAACAUCCACGCCAAGCUGGCCGCCCACGGCGCCCUGGUCGUCGCCCUCGUCCUCCCCUUCAGCCCCUACGUCGAGAUAGGUACUAUAGACAACCUGCCAUCAGAGGAGCUAGGAGUGAGUGGGUCGACUGUAGAGGAACAGGUCAAUAGCCUGGCAGGAGACGUCUUCCCUAGUCUAGGCUACAAGCUGGAGCGCUGGUCCCGCCUCCCCUACCUGUGUGAAGGUGAUCUUGACCAGGCUUUCUACUGGCUGUCUGAUGUGGUGCUCGUCUUGGUCAAGGGAAAUGGCGGGUCACCCAAUGGCACUGUUGAGGACAGUGGGGAUCAGUAUGGUGAUGCGCUCGACCAAGUUGCGAGUGGAUUGGGACAGGUAAACCUUUGAGAACUAUUAGCUACAGUAAAUAAUGGAGAUUUGUUUGGAAUUUAUUUGGUACUCAGUUGGGCUCUGUACUUAAUUUUCUUUCUGUACAAACGAAUAUGUAAGGACCUUAAAUAAAGCUGCUUUUCACAAAUUAUA
Messenger RNA from Procambarus clarkii (red swamp crayfish), 760 nucleotides. Lineage: Eukaryota; Metazoa; Arthropoda; Malacostraca; Decapoda; Cambaridae. The record is from RefSeq and is a predicted model, not a curated record.